Molecule: messenger RNA, 1535 nt
Organism: Ricinus communis (castor bean)
Lineage: Eukaryota; Viridiplantae; Streptophyta; Magnoliopsida; Malpighiales; Euphorbiaceae
Product: BTB/POZ and MATH domain-containing protein 4
Exons: 4
Coding region: 149-1429 (426 amino acids)
Biological process (GO): protein ubiquitination
Molecular function (GO): protein binding
Source: RefSeq, a predicted model, not a curated record
UUAACACGGAUCGAACUCUCCUAUCUCGUUUUUCCGCUCUCUUUCUUCUCCACAUUCAAAUCCAACCCAAAGAAAAGAACAAACACAACAUUCCUAUUUUACCUUCAAAAAUAUAUUCCCUUCACUUUCCCAUCAUCCAAACACUCCAAUGCCCCCGCCUACGACGUCGUCUCCGCCAUGCACCCCAACAACCUCCCUCUCCAUAACCGAAACAAUUAAUGGGUCUCAUCGAUUCACAAUUCAAGGCUACUCUUUAGCUAAAGGUAUUGGCGUUGGUAAACACAUCGCCAGCGAGAAUUUUACCGUUGGUGGUUACCAAUGGGCUAUUUAUUUUUACCCUGAUGGUAAAAACCCUGAAGACAAUUCCUCUUAUGUCUCUGUUUUCAUUGCUCUUGCUAGCGAAGGCACCGAUGUUCGUGCCUUGUUUGAGCUAACCCUAAUUGACCAGAGUGGUGAAGGUAAACAUAAAGUUCAUAGUCACUUUGAUCGUUCUCUUGAGAGUGGGCCCUACACGCUUAAGUAUCGCGGCAGCAUGUGGGGUUAUAAGCGUUUCUUUAGACGGUCAAUGCUUGAAACGUCGAAUUUCCUGAAGGAUGAUUGUUUAAGGAUUCACUGUACUGUUGGGGUUGUGGUUUCUGCAAUUGACUGUUCGAGAUUGCAUUCUAUAAAGGUUCCUGAAUCGGAUAUUGGAGCUCAUUUUGGCAUGUUAUUGGAUAAUGAAGAAUGUUCUGAUAUCACUUUUAAUGUACAUGGAGAAAAGUUCCAUGCUCACAAAUUGGUAUUGGCUGCUCGUUCUCCUGUGUUUGAAAGUGAAUUUUUUGAUGCAUUGGAGGAAGAUAUUCAUGAAGUAGUUGUUACUGAUAUAGAACCUAAGGUUUUUAAGGCCUUGCUGCACUUCAUUUACAAAGAUACUCUUGUUGAAGAUGAGGAGCUCUCUGUGUCAAGUUCAUCUUCCAUGUCAUCCACAUCAGAUACAUUGAUUGCAAAGUUGUUGGCUGCGGCAGAUAGAUAUGACUUACCUAGACUCAGACUAAUGUGUGAAUCUGUACUCUGCAAGGAUAUAUCUGUUAAUUCUGUUGCUAAGAUUCUUGCCCUGGCUGACCGUUAUAAUGCUACAGAUUUGAAAUCUGUUUGCCUUAAAUUUGCUGCAGAAAAUCUCAUAGCUGUCAUGCGCUCAGAUGGGUUCGAGUAUCUCAAAGAGAACUGUCCAUUGCUGCAGUCCGAACUCCUAAAGACUGUGGCAGGAUGCGAGGAGGAAUUCAGCGGAGGAGGAAAGAGCAGAAGUGUAUGGGCGCAGUUUUCAGAUGGCGAUGAUACAAAUGAUAGAAGUGUGAGGCAGCAACAGUGGGGAAAUGGAGGGGAAAGAAGCCGGAGCUUGUGGGUUCAACUUGAUGAUGAUGAUGCAAGCAGGAGUCCUAGACAAGACUGAGAGUUGAAAUAAUGUAACAAUUUUUAUGAGAAUGACGGGAAAGUGAAAUGGAGAGCAAGGAAAAACAAGGAAUGGUAUGAUAUUAUUACCUCAUCGGUUCUAUUUU